This is a messenger RNA of Lineus longissimus, 4586 nucleotides long. Its product is annotated as leucine-rich PPR motif-containing protein, mitochondrial-like. The transcript is spliced from 33 exons. The record is from RefSeq and is a predicted model, not a curated record. Gene Ontology annotation, biological process: regulation of mitochondrial translation. Gene Ontology annotation, cellular component: nucleus; mitochondrion. Bases 1 to 4092 code for a protein of 1363 amino acids. Lineage: Eukaryota; Metazoa; Nemertea; Pilidiophora; Heteronemertea; Lineidae. Gene Ontology annotation, molecular function: protein binding; mRNA 3'-UTR binding.
AUGGCUGCUCUUCUUCGGGGUCAGCCGGCACUUCGCCGAAUUAUUGCCUUUGUGGGGCGAUCUCAAGUAAAAGAAACUCACAACUGUCGUAGCAUUGUACAGAUAAAUCAUUGGAUAUUCAAGUCAACCUAUAAAAACACAAGAAACUAUGCCACAUAUUCUCAACAGAAACCAAAAUCAUUUGGUUUAGAUUGGAUGCAAAGACAGAGACCCACAUCGCCAAGGAAUAUAGAUGAUGCGCUGAACAUGAUUGACCGUGAGGUUCGCCGGGUAGGGCGCAUCAAGAAAGAUGUCGUUAUGGGGACGUAUGCAGCAGUGAAAGAGUCUGGUUCUGUAACAGGACACCAGAGUCUGCUUCUCUUGCGAUGCUUUGGUUCAGUGAUGGUUGAUGAAUCUCCUGCAGUUCGACUCCAGUUGGCUGAAACACUUUGGACUGGUUUGAAAGCUUUGGGUGCCAAAUAUGAUGUGACACACUAUAAUGCACUACUUCAAGUCUACCUUCAAAAUGACCACAAAUUUUCCCCAUCAGAAUUCCUGACAAUGGCUGAGAGUGCUGGGAUCAAACCUAAUAGGGUUACUUAUCAACGAAUGAUUGCUGGUUAUUGUCAAACAGGGGAUGUGCAAGGUGCAAGUCAAAUCCUUGAGCACAUGAAGACCUCAAAUCUUCCCAUAAAUGAGACUGUCUUUAACUCAUUGAUCAUGGGCCAUAUGCGGGCUGGUGAUGUGGAAAGUGCAACUGGGGUGUUCAAAAUUAUGAGGGACUCGGGCAUCCCCCCAUCUGGUGACACCUACUCCACCCUGAUGAUCGAACAUGCCAGAAAGGGUGACAUCGAGAGUAUUGAAAAGGUGUCAAGAGAGGCAGAGGAAUCUCAAGUGUUGUUCCAACCCAGCCACUACUUUGAUGUCCUUGAAUCACUUUGCGCUAACGGUUACAACCAGCAUGUGGAUAAAGUCAUCUCUUGGGUGCCCAAGUCCGGCUUGUUUGGGUAUAACCAGGAGUGUGUGAGCGCAGUGCUGCAGAUGGUGGCACGAGGUCAUGAUGACAUCGCGCAUAAGCUUUUCCUCUCGAUGCAACAUCCAACGCCAAUGGAAGGGACUGAGGUCACACUUGGGAGGUUCUUGAUCAAGGAAAUGGUCAAACAUGAAAUACCAUUAGAAAAUGUAGCUGGGAUCAUGAAGGACCUGACCUCGAGAGGGCUUAUCACAGAUCGCCUUGACUUCAUCGCACAGUGGGCGCUGGUCUAUGAGAAACCUGUCUAUGCACAAGAGGCUUUCAGUCUGAUGAACAGGGAGGGUCUUCCACUGCGCACCCACUACUUCUGGCCUGUCUUCAUUGCCUGUGGAAAGCAAAAGAAUGCACAGGGAAUUUAUGAUGCCGUAAAAAUGAUGGAAGAAAAAGUGAAUGAAUCACGCGAUUUCAUCUACACCCUACAUGAACAGGUCAUACCAAGUCUCGUGCAGACAGGAGAGGACUUUGAGACCAUUAAAGACAAACUCAUGGAACGAAACAUACUGGAGGGCGAUAUCAACUUUGCCAGCAUGAUUCACCUCAUGAAAGCUGGAAAGAAUAAAGAGGCUGUGACUUUGGUGAAAGAAAAGGAGAUUAGAUUUCAUCAUUCGGCCCUGUUGCAAUAUCUGUUUGCCUGGUUCAGAGCCACAAAGGAUACUGAGUCAAUCUUGGAGGUUCUUGCGUCUGCUCAGAAUGGUCCUGCCAUUACAAUGCGUAACACGAGGGUGACUGAUCUGGCCACUAAAUUCCUCUUUAAUUUCAUGGACAUGUUUAAGACUGACUCUCCUCGGGUUGAAAGUUUUGUCCAGUCUAUGGUCGAAAGGAAAUUGGGAGUUACUGACAGUGACGCCCUCAAACAGAGGUUGAUAGGAUUUGGAUUAUCAUUGGAUCUGAUUCAGGAAUUGACAUCAACUGAGGUAGCUGCAGAUCAACAAAGGCCAGAAAGCAGACAGUUUGAGCAGACAUCAUUUGGAACAAAAUCCAUCGACGAACUGGAGAAAAUCUUGGUUGAAAAUCGAGCAAACAAUUACAAUAUAAAGGGCCCGAUGAGAUGGUUGUUGGAGAAGUACUGUCAGGCAGGCAAUGCCUCGAAAGCUGAUGAAAUCAAAGCUGAACUUGAUGGAGUAGGUUUCAUCUACACCCCAGAUCUGAUACGGUCGAUGAUGCAUCUUGCUGCUUGGUAUAAAAAGGAUCUUGCAGAGACAAAAAAAUAUAUGGAAAUGCUGGAAAGUGAGCACCCAAACUUCAGAGCAUUCACUUCGGAGGUGGUCAAUUUGGCAGCUCUCCAUGCGCUUCAAGGCAAUACAGCAGGUGCCAUUGACACUCUCAAAGAAUACCAUGCAAAGCAUGCAUCGUACAUGGAAGAGAAGAACCUUGGUGACAGCUACUUGAAUGAAAUCCAAUGCAUCAACCUAAUCAAGAACUGCCAGGCUGCAGGGCUGAUGGAAGGUCCUGUGGAAAUCAUGAAUACACUCUUUGAGUUAGGAUACAUCAAGAAAGGCUGCUACAAGCUGCUGAGUGCUUACGUUGAAGGCUAUGUAGAGAAAGGUGACAUCGAUGGUGCUUUAGAGGCCAUCUCAUACUGCCACAAACAGUACAGACGAGUGCCAAUGUUUGACAGUCUCUUCAGAAUUUUGAUAGAGAGAGAAGACCCAGAGAAGCUACAGCAAGUAAUGGAUAUGGCCAGUGCCAACCUGGGUGAGAUGCAAGCUCUGCACCAGUUGAUGUACUGUUGUGUCGAGUGUGGAAAGGAUGCCCAAGCAAAAAGGAUUCUUGAGACUCCAGGUAUGCGGGCAAUGAUGGAUCUGUUGGAGCUGUUUGGCAAUCAGCUGAUCACCAAGAAAAAGAUAAAGGAGCUAGAAAGUUUGGUGGAAGUAACGCGAGGAUUGUUUGGCCUAGACAGAGAACAGAUGCUCUUCCUGCUCAUGAAGGGUUACUGUCAUGAGGAGAAGCUUGAUAAGGCUUUGAAUGUGUUGACUGUGAUGGAGGAGGAAAACAUCAACCCGAGAGGCCGAACACUGCGGUACCUCGGCAACUCAUUGAAGACUGCCAAUAUGGAAGUGCCAUUUGUUAUACCAGAUAUUCCGAUGCCGAUACCUAAGCAGGGCACUGUUGAACAGGUGAACAGAUCCAGUGAACAAGUGGGACCAGCCUCUUCUCUCUCCCCUGAAGAACUUCAAGUCAUCAAGAAAGCUGCCUCAGGAAAUGUGACCACAAUCAAAGAAAUCAAAGAAAGUGUUGGUGGUACCUUGAGCCUCAGUUUCCUCACUGAGAUGGCCCAUGCCCUCCUGCGAUCUCAAAGGAAAGGAAGUUUGAAGUAUUUUGUGCAUGAACUAGCUGGAAUGGGUGAUGUGCAGGCCUUGGAGGAGCUCAGAGAAAUGAACUUGAGGGUUUUCAACAUGGGCAUGAUUCAUGUUGCCAUUUGUAAAGCUUUUCUUGAAAGUGGCAAACCUGAGAAAAUGCUCGACAAACUACAGAAUGACCCCAAGAAUCUUACCAAAUAUCUUAGCACCGACACCUGUAACACAUUUAGCGAGAAGUACCCAUCUAUGUUCAAACAAUUUGAAGAUUUGAUCCUCGGAGCUGCAGACCAAGGCAACAUGCAAGUUCUUAACUUCCUCUGGCAGCAUUACUGUGUGACAGAACAACUGGAUAAGUGCACCAAACUGCUUCAGAAAUAUCCAGCCCUCUCCAAGGAUCUCAGAAUCGCUGAGCCAUGUGUUUAUGCUAAAAGAAAUAAUAGGGAGGACCUAUUGCAGUACAUUAUCGACAUUAGUAAAGGCAAUGCCUCCAACCACAAGUUUGCAUACAGCUAUUUGUUAGGAUUAAAAUGUGAACAAAAUGACUGGCAAGGUGCUCUCAACAUGCUAGAAAAGGUGAAAGAAGAUGGCUUUAUGACCGACGAUCUUCGACCUUUACCGCUUGCCGUUUUAGAAUCUCUAUUAGUUGCCAAUAACCAGACUGUUCCUUGGCAGAUUGGAAAAUAUGGACAAGUGACACCAAAAGCCGUGUCUAGUGAUUCUUCAUCGGCGUCAGAUUCAGUGAGAGAAACAUCAACCAAAGCGGCAGAAACUGUAGCAUGACGAUAAACGAUUUUAGGAAAAGUGAUAUUUUGAGACUGUAUGCAUGGACGGAUCCACGGAUUAAUUAUUAAUGGUUAGACAGAUAUUCUACCAGCUAUUCUGGAUUGAAUUUGGCUGUGCAGUGUUCUUUCAGAUGUGUUUUGACACAUUUGGACUUUCAGAUUUCAGAAAGAGGAUAGUGACAUGUUAUGGUCUCUUGACCAUUGACUUAAACUUAUAGGUUCUUGUUUGUGUCAUGAAAAUAGUGGCCUUUUUUGUCCCGCUCUCCCCCCCCCCCCACACUCAGCAAAUUUAAUGGGGGGCAGUGCUUGUAUCUGUAUUCCAGAGUGGACUUAAUGCAUUUCAUUGUCAGGUUAAUCAGUGGCGAGUUGUUGAAUUGAAUGUAUCUUGUUCAUCAUGAUAUACGUCUCGGUUAAAUUAAUAUUAUACGGAUGUGAUGCAAUUACAUAUUGUGCAAAAAUGAGUCAAAUAGAAUAAUUGUGAAUGGUUUUGUA